ACCUACAGGCUAUGCGCUUUGCGGUGGAGGAGAUCAACAACUCCAGCACCCUGCUCCCGGGACUCUCCUUGGGCUACGAGAUCUUCGAUGUCUGCUACCUGACCAACAUCAUCCAGCCGCUCUUCUACUUCCUCUCCGACGAUCAAUUGAGAGUCGAGGUCAAGCGGGACUACAGCGACUCCAAGACCCGAGUGGUGGCGGUCAUCGGCCCUGACGCACCCUCCACCGCCGUCACCGCCGCUUACCUCCUGAGCCAGUUCUUGGUGCCGCAGAUCACCUACAGCGCAACCACGGAGGCCCUGAGCAGCCCCAAAACCUUCCCGGUGGCCUUCCGCACCAUCCCCAGCACAGAGCAGCAGAUCACCUUGUUGCUGAACCUGAUGAAGUACUUCCGGUGGAACUGGGUCAUCGUGCUCUCCAGCGAAGACGAGUACGGGCAGCAGAACGCGCAGCUGCUGCGCAGCAAGAUCGGGACGACGUAUUCCGAGGUUUCGUGGAUCUGCGUGGCUUUUCAGGAGACCAUCCCAGUCCAAAAAGACAACCAACAGGAGCCCGACGGUGCCACGCUACAGCGGUUCCAGUUGAUCAUCACCAAAAUCAAGGGCAACUCGGCCAAAGUGGUGAUCGUCCUGAGCACGGAGCUGUCCCUCCUCCCCUUCUUUAGGGAAGUAAUCAACCAGAACCUAACUGGCCUGGUGUGGGUGGCAUCCGAAGCCUGGGCCACUGACCUCUCCAUCUUCAGCAUGCACAAUAUCUCCAGCAUCGGUUCCGUCUUUGGCGUGGCGGUGCAGGACGUCCCCAUCCCGGGGCUGGACGAGUUCCGCAUCAAGUCACCGAAGGUCAGAGAAGCCGCCCCGCCGAUGUGCAACCAAGAAUGCGAUGACUGCCUGUUGAUCACGCGGCGCUAUGAUGCCAGCAUCCGGGCCGCCGGCAACCGCAUCGAUUUCAACGUCUACUCCUCUGUCUAUGUUGUUGCCCAUGCUUUGCACGCCUUGCUGGGCUGCAAUAAAACUGGAUGCUCCAAGCAGACCUUUUACCCCUGGCAGCUGCUGCGGGAGGUGGGACGGGUCAACUUCACUUUGUUGAACAACGUCAUCCAAUUUGACGAGAAAGGCGACCCCCCGAACGGCUUCGAAAUAGUCCAGUGGCAAUGGGACAUCCCUGGGAAACCCUUCCGGCGCGUCGCCAAGUAUAAGUCCCCACAGGAAGAGCUCCUCGUCUAUAUGGAGAACAUCAUCUGGCACACGGAGAACAGCACGCCCCCCAGAUCGGUCUGUUCAGCGCAGUGCGGACAGGGACAGAGGCGGAAAGUGCUGGGAUCCUCCGCUUGCUGCUUCAUCUGCGUGGAGUGUGAAGCUGGGACAUUCCUCAACAAAAGUGACAUCUUCACUUGCCAGAACUGUCCGCACAACACGUGGUCCAACCCGGGCCAGGAGGAGUGUUUCGCCAAAACGGUGGUCUUCUUCUCCUGGCAUGAUCCCGCCUCGCCGGCCCUCCUCUCCUCUGCUUUUCUGGGGCUCUUGGCCACUUUGGGCAUCCUGCUGACUUUCAUCCGCCAUCAUGACACUCCGGUGGUGCGAUCCGCUGGUGGGCGGCUCUGCUUCCUCAUGCUGGCCGCCCUCGCCACCGGUUUCUGCAGUGUGGCCUUCUACAUCGGCGAGCCGACGGAGCUCAAGUGCAUUGGGCGCCGGUCCGCUUUUGGCCUCUGCUUCUCCCUCUGCAUUGCCUGCAUCACCGUCCGCUCCUUCCAGAUCAUUUGUGUCUUCAAGGUGGCCGCCCGGCUGCCCAGAGCCUAUGACUUGUGGAGGAAGUACCAUGGGCAGGAGGUCUUUGUGGCCACCAUCUUUGCCCUCAAGAUAAUCAUAAUGGGGUGCAAUGUUUACUUCUACCCUCCGGUGCCAGCCCUGACCGCGGUGAGGCAUAACCCGGCGGUCCUCCUUCUGAUGUGUUCCCCAGACUACAGGGCUUCCAUGGUCCUCAGCAACACCCUGGAGAUGUUCUUGUGCUUCCUCUGCUUCUCCUUUGCCUACAUGGGGAAAGCCAUGCCGAAGAACUACAACGAGGCCAAGUACGUCACCCUGAGUAUGACCGGAUACUUCAGCUGCUGGGCCACCCUCUUCCUGGUCAUGACCCUCUACGACGGGGUGAUGGUCAAUAAGGUGGAUACGACCAUCAUGCUGACCAACUUGUUCAACAUUUGCCUGGGCUAUUUCGGGCCCAAGUGCUACGUCAUCUUCUUCCGCCCUGAGAGGAACACAGCCGCCUUCUUUCAGACGGCUAUCCAGAGCUAUACCAUGAGGCAGGACUAGGCAGAGAUUGCGUCCUGUCAGAGUCCUGUCCAGAGAGUCUCGUAUAAUGCAGCUAAGCACACAAACGUAGUCCAGAGGCAGCCCUAGGUCAACUCAUUCAAUAGUCAGACAAGCAAGGAGGAAGCAAGAGGGUAAGCCAUACGUCCGUUCCAUUAUUCUGAAGCCAGGAUAUUUCCCCAAAACAGUUUCCAAGUAUAGUAAGCAAUCCGAAAUCCAAGGUAUAGUCCGUCUUUCAAGAUCCAAGAGUAAACACAAAGAACUUCAGGAUGCAGCUCCCAACACUGACGUUGCUACCAGCAACCAGCUAUUCCAAGCUCCAGCUAUUUAUGCAGAUCUCUCAGGUGAUCCUACUUGCUGGCAAUCUCUCAAGGGAUCAUCCAACCCAAUGGAUCAUCCAACUCAAUGGAAAAUCAAUACAUUGUCCAACUUACUGGAAACUGAAUGGCUUGUCCAACUCAAUGGAUCUCCCAAUUCAAUGGAAAAAUCAAUGGCUUG
Messenger RNA from Anolis sagrei ordinatus, 2804 nucleotides. NCBI's taxonomy places the organism in Eukaryota, Metazoa, Chordata, Lepidosauria, Squamata, Anolidae. The record is from RefSeq and is a predicted model, not a curated record.